Messenger RNA from Python bivittatus (Burmese python), 5774 nucleotides. RefSeq names its product potassium voltage-gated channel subfamily H member 6 (gene KCNH6). The record is from RefSeq and is a predicted model, not a curated record. Gene Ontology annotation, biological process: regulation of heart rate by cardiac conduction; membrane repolarization during cardiac muscle cell action potential; regulation of ventricular cardiac muscle cell membrane repolarization. Gene Ontology annotation, cellular component: plasma membrane. Gene Ontology annotation, molecular function: inward rectifier potassium channel activity. Lineage: Eukaryota; Metazoa; Chordata; Lepidosauria; Squamata; Pythonidae.
ACUAAAGAAAACUAGGGGAGGGAUAUGGGUACGAGGGGGGAGUCUCUGCUCUCUUCACAGCUACCAAGCACGAGAGUACAAGAGGCAAGGGCCUGUUAACUAACUGCCCCUUGGUUUCUCAGAGCACAGCUCAAGCUUCUUCCUCCCUUCCACUCAAACCAGAAACCAGAACAUCUUACUGAGCAGAGCGGAACUUCUCUUGCCCGUUGGAUGUGAACAAAAAUUUAAAAAUGCCUGUCAGGAGGGGGCAUGUGGCCCCUCAGAACACCUAUUUGGAUACAAUCAUCAGGAAAUUUGAAGGACAAAAUCGCAAGUUUCUUAUUGCCAAUGCCCAGAUGGAGAACUGUGCUAUCAUUUACUGCAACGAUGGCUUCUGUGAGAUGUUUGGCUACUCACGGGUAGAAGUUAUGCAACGUCCCUGCACCUGCAAUUUCCUCACUGGGCCUGACACCACACCCAACUCCAUUGCCCAGCUGGGACAAGCAUUGCUUGGAUCUGAGGAAUGUAAGCUGGAGAUCCUCUACUACAGGAAAGACACAUCAUGCAUUCAGUGUUUGGUGGAUGUGGUCCCAGUGAAGAAUGAGGAAGGAAUUGUCAUCAUGUUUAUUUUGAACUUUGAGGACCUGGCAGCUCUCAUUGCCAAAAGUGCCCGACAAAGCCUACACCAGCGUCUCUCCCAGGGAUGGCGUACAGAAGGCUCCCAAGUCAAACUCAACCAAAAUUCCACAUCAGAUGCAAACCUCGUGAAAUAUAGGACAAUCAGCCAGAUUCCACAGUUCACCCUCAACUUUGUGGAAUUCAACCUUGAGAAGCAUCGUUCAGGCUCUACCACAGAGAUUGAGAUAAUCGCCCCGCACAAAGUAACCGAACGUACCCAGAAUGUAACUGAAAAAGUCACUCAGGUUCUGUCACUGGGAGCAGAUGUCCUCCCUGAGUACAAGUUGCAGGCACCACGCAUCCACCGAUGGACCAUCCUGCACUACAGUCCCUUCAAGGCAGUAUGGGACUGGCUUAUCCUACUGCUGGUCAUCUAUACAGCUGUCUUCACCCCCUACUCAGCUGCCUUCUUGCUCAAUGAAGAACAAGAGGAGAAGCAGUCAGACUGCAGUUAUACAUGUGACCCCCUCUACAUAAUUGACCUCAUUGUGGACAUCAUGUUUAUCAUUGACAUUAUCAUUAACUUCCGCACCACUUACGUGAACAUGAAUGAUGAGGUAGUCAGCCAUCCAGCAAAGAUUGCUAUCCACUAUUUCAAAGGCUGGUUUCUCAUUGACAUGGUAGCUGCCAUUCCUUUUGAUUUACUCAUAUUCCGCUCUGGAUCUGAUGAGACAACAACUUUGAUAGGGCUGCUAAAGACUGCACGGCUCUUACGCUUAGUGAGAGUAGCCCGCAAGUUGGACCGCUAUUCAGAAUACGGGGCUGCUGUACUUUUUCUGCUCAUGUGCACAUUUGCCCUCAUUGCCCAUUGGCUAGCCUGCAUUUGGUAUGCCAUUGGCAAUGUGGAGCGGCCCUACAUGAAGCAUAAGAUUGGAUGGCUGGACAACCUCGGUGACCAGAUUGGCAAACGCUACAAUGACAGUGACCUCUCAUCUGGCCCCUCCAUCAAGGAUAAAUAUGUGACUGCACUCUACUUCACAUUCAGUAGCCUUACUAGUGUGGGCUUUGGCAACGUCUCACCCAAUACCAACUCUGAGAAGAUCUUUUCCAUCUGCGUCAUGCUGAUUGGCUCUCUCAUGUAUGCUAGCAUUUUUGGCAAUGUUUCUGCCAUCAUCCAGCGUUUGUACUCUGGCACAGCUCGCUACCACACCCAGAUGCUGAGGGUCAAGGAGUUCAUCCGUUUCCACCAAAUCCCCAAUCCACUACGCCAACGCCUUGAAGAAUAUUUUCAGCAUGCCUGGUCCUACACCAAUGGUAUCGACAUGAAUGCGGUGCUGAAAGGAUUCCCUGAUUGCCUGCAAGCUGAUAUCUGCCUCCACCUCAAUCGCACCCUUCUCCAAAAUUGCAAGGCCUUCCGAGGAGCUAGCAAAGGCUGCCUACGUGCCUUGGCCAUGAAGUUCAAGACGACACAUGCACCUCCUGGUGAUACCUUGGUGCAUUAUGGAGAUGUCCUUACCACUCUUUAUUUUAUCUCACGUGGCUCCAUCGAGAUCCUCAAGGAGGACAUUGUAGUGGCUAUUCUAGGGAAGAAUGACAUCUUUGGAGAGCCUAUCAGUCUGUAUGCCAGGCCUGGAAAAUCCAAUGCAGACGUGCGAGCCUUGACUUAUUGUGACUUGCAUAAGAUCCACCGGGAAGAUCUCCUGAAAGUCUUGGAUAUGUACCCAGCCUUUUCAGAUAACUUUUGGAGCAAUCUGGAGAUAACAUUCAACUUGAGAGAUGCAGAUAGUAUUCCUCGUUCUUUACUCAGUGAAGACUACACAUGCAACUAUCCUCAAACAGGUCAUCAUAAACAUUCUUCCUGCCAAGCUAACAAAACUGACCCAGAUAGCAUGGAUGCAGGCAUCUCAGAUUUGGAGCAAUGUCAUAGAUACUCUGAGUAUAUACCACUGCAGCAUCCUGACAUGCAUAGUACCACAACAUCUUGCUCCCAAAUGAGUGAAGAGGAAGCCAAGAUGUCCAAUCCCACCAAGGUUGAUCCUUUCACAGAUAUUGAAAACAGCAACUUUGUCCCGACUGUAGUAAACCUGGUCACUGAUGGCACCAACAUUGACAAACUGGUGACUGAAGAAAAUCUAGCCUGUGCAGCAACAUCAUUGGAUGUUUCCAACCUGUUCACAUUCUGGGAGAAAAAAAAGCCCAGUCUCUUGUCGGAGCCUUUCCAGCACAUCUCCUUGGUACAUAGCCCAUUGGAGAUGCCUCUAAACUCUGAGGACGGACCACGGCAGAUUGAAUCAAAGUUGGAAUGCCUGCAGGCACAGCUUAGCAGACUAGAAUCCAGGAUGUCUUCCGACAUUAAUCUCAUUCUGCAGCUGCUACAGCGCCAGCUGUCUCAAGUGCCACCUGCAUACAGUUCCAUCUCUCCUUCCUCCCGUAACUUGUCCCUGUACAGCAUGAACCUCAGGAACACAGAACCUGAUCCCUCCCUGGAGGAAGAGGAACUGACUCCCCUGAAAGAGACUCCGAGUUAUUGUGAAAUUGGAAAAAAACAAUUAAAAUCUAGGAAUUUGUUGUCAAGUGGUUUACCCCUGUCUUUGGCUUUAAAUGAUACUGUGGCAAUCAGUUCUCAGCAAGAGUUUUAUCCACAGAUCCUGUCAAAACAAGAGCCUCACUGGAGGACACCUAAUAACCAGAAACUUUUCCAAGGAUCUCGUUUCCAUUCUCUCCCUGAACAUCUUGAGGCGCCUUCUGAGCAUUUGGACAUUCAGAGACAUUUCUCUGACCCAUUCCUUCCUGCAGUUUAGGAAUCCAGUUGCACACAAAGCCAAGCAAAGAGGAGCUGAACUGAGAAAUUAUUUAGUGGAUUUUACUGCUUACACUUGGAGGACAUUUCCAGUGUAAUAUAUCUUCUGCUCUGAGAAAAGGGCAAUUUGCAAGAGGGUUGACUUCACUGAUUUCAGAAAUGGAACAACACAGAGAAGUUGGACAUCCCCCCCUCCCCCAGGUUCCAAGAAAAAUGACAUACAGAUGCUGAUGGACCUCCUCCUCCUUACUCCCAUUCUGCAUACAUUAACUGCAAACCCUAUGGAUGCUGGAAGUUUAAUCUAACAGUAUUUGCGAUACCUAAUAAUGGUGAAGAGAGGAACAUUUCUGUAAAAUAAUAAAGAAGUAAUGGAAAAUAUGGCCUGAAGGAGAGAUUGCUAAGAACUUCACAAAAUAUCAUUGGGUUAUAGGAUACCAAGAAUGGAUAUUUCUUUUGUUAAUAGUUACAAUUAGUAUCUUAGGAUUUUAUUAAUUAUGUGUGACCCUAGGGAGGAUGGUAUCAGUUUUUGCAGUAUAAUGACUUGUCCCCAAAUAAAGUGAGCACUGUGUUAUAAGUUACGUUUUUCUUGUAGGGAUGUAAAUCUAAGGAGGAAGGCUAUUCAAUGAAAGGAUAAAAUAUGCAGUGCAGUCCUAUGUAGGAUUGUGAACUGAAUUUCUGAUUGAGCCUGUUUUUGGUCACAGCCCUUCUUAGUCUCUGUUCUUAAUUCUACAAUUCUCUCCCUCUCAAUAAAUUAAGCUGUGCACCCUGGUCUAUAGUCCCAGUUUGGUAUGUAUUUGUUAAAAAAGAGAGUCUUACCAAAUCUACAGUAGUUAAAUUUACUAUCAGAUAAAGCAUAGGACCACAGUGUCACAUGAAGUAAAUUUGUAGUAUAAUAGUGUCACAUCUUAAGUAUCUUGUAAUAAACACUGCUGAUCCUAGUCUCAUAGAGAAAUAUUUUCUCACAUUCUAUCUAGUAAUCUAUAAAGUGGAAGUGACAUUUUUCUCCCAAGGUUCAGAAAAGAGCCAGGAGCAAUAGGUGAAUUCUAAAAGUAUCUUUCCCAGGUUUUUGCAACAGUCCAGAUUUACCCAGCUCUGCAUUAUGUUCUAGGAAAUGCCAAGACUAGAGUUAUCCAUUUGCAACAGAACAAUUCCUUUUGGAUUAGAACCAUCCCAGACAUUGUUUAAACCACUAUGUACAAAAUAGGUAUGAGCAACACAUUUUGUACAAAUUUGCCUGAUAUAAGCACAAUUUUAGAAAAUCUUGUAAGAAGAAAAGCAAAUCAGACAAAACUUUUUUGUACAGGUGUUAUCUCCUUUCCUUAUGACAGUUUGUGACUUUAUGUGACAGCACGACAUAAAGAAUUAUUGUAACCAAAUCCUCAAACUAUCCUCCUCCUCCUCCUCCUCCCUCCACUAAAUGCUGCAAUGGCUGUAGGCCACAUACCCAGAAUAACAUAUUAAAUCCCUAUCUUGAGUAGCAGGGGGAAAAAUAAAUGUAAGCAUUCCACCCUACUUCCAAGGCAUUAGUUACUUUGCUAAUAAAGAUUAUUUUGACACCAACUGUGGCCUGAUGACUACCUCUCUUUAAGAUUGGAACAUGAUGUGUACUUACUGAAAAGAGUUGAUUGAAGCAAGAUAAUGAAAGCAGAACAUACAAGGUGUAUGCCUUGCUAGCAAUUUGAAGCCUCUACAUUUUUCUCCUUAUAUCCUGUACUUCUGGGCAAUUGGAUAGCAGUUGGUUAAUCACUGAACAGUUUGCUACCAUAAACAUCCAAGAUGACAAUUGUUCCCAACUAUUUUCUCCAUGCAUAUAAGAAGCAUUAGAAAACUAGACCAAAUUCCUGGUUACAUUUGAUGCUGUAAUUGUUCUUAGAGUGUUAAAAGUGACAAAUGCUAACUGAAGACAACAGAGAAAUCCAGAAAGUAAUACUUAUAAUGAUUUCACAUGAUUAUGUGACUUGCUCACCUCUACUAAAGGUGAAGGAAAGAAGAAAGCUAUAGAAGAAAGAAAGGUUUUCUUUCUGACACUGUAACGUGGGGGGUUGUUGUUGUUGGUAAUUAAAUAAAUGCUAAAUAUUGCCAUGCAAAUGCAUUCUACAAAGAAUGGAGACAUAAACUCUCCAAUAUAUUGUCCCAUAUUACAGAUGGAGACUAAGAAUUAUAUCCUUACUGUAAGGAGUAGAAGGAAAGUUGAUGUUGACAUUAGCAGACAAAAGACACACUAAGUAACCUUUUUUAAUAGUAGAGUUUCAAACAGCAGGGUGAGAGAUGAACGGUUAAACAAUCCUAUAAUCUACUUUUUAUGUUCUACAGGAAUAUAAAACUUCUGAAAAAAAUUGAAACUCACAGUAAAGAAUUUCAGUCAUUCAAUUUCUUG